This is a messenger RNA of Salvelinus fontinalis (brook trout), 2906 nucleotides long. RefSeq names its product zinc finger protein ZFP2-like. The transcript is spliced from 2 exons. The record is from RefSeq and is a predicted model, not a curated record. The coding region runs from base 244 to 2127 and encodes 627 amino acids. NCBI's taxonomy places the organism in Eukaryota, Metazoa, Chordata, Actinopteri, Salmoniformes, Salmonidae. Gene Ontology annotation, biological process: regulation of cytokine production; regulation of immune system process; negative regulation of transcription by RNA polymerase II.
GACGGAACGCCUCUUUCAACAGCAGCAACAGACAGUCAGCCACCUCUGUAGCUUGCUAGACAAGAUAGAUCAACCAAUAAAGCUCUGUAGACGCUUUAGUGUAUAUUUGCCACUGUAUUUUAAAUCCACUUCUGUCGCCUAGUUAGUUAUCCGUUUUAAUUUCAUAUUUACGGUAUUGUUUUUAUUAUUCAUCUAGCGGGCUGGUUAAGUUAGCAUUAGCCUAGCUAGCUAACAUCUCCAACCAUGAGGUCACUAAGCUACUCUCUUAAUGAAGAGGAGGUCUGCUGGACGGAGAAAGAAGCUCUCGUCAAAGAGGAGGAGGAAGAGAAGGAUAUCACAGUAAAACAAGAAGCAGAGGGUGAGGCUGUUACAGUGAAAGAAGAAGAGAAAGACGUUUCAGUGAAAGAAGAGGAAGACGCGUUCAGAUUGAAAGAGGAAGAGGAUGUUACAGUAAAAGAAGAGGAGGAAGAGAAAGAGGAGGGUGCAGUUUUUGGAGUGAAGGAGGAGGAGAGGGAGAUGACUGUCACAUUGAAAAAGGAGAUGGAAGAAGAGGAGGAAACUGGAUUUCUGGACUCGGUUUCCCAAACGCAUCUUAAGGCAUCCGAUGGUUCUAACGAUGAACGGGCCCUGGUUAACACAAGAGAGAUACGGGACUAUCGUGGAUCCUCUGGGGAGCCUCAACAACAACAUGAGGCUGAAGAGGCAGAGAAGAGUCUCUCCACAUCAGAACACCUCAAGAAACACCAGUGGAGACCCACAGGGAAGAAAUCUCACCACUGCUCUGACUGUGGGAAGAGAUUCACCUCAUCAGGCAUUAAAAUUCAUCAGAGAAUCCACACAGGAGAGAAAGCUUAUAUCUGUGGUCAAUGUGGGAAGAGAUUCACCUCAUCAGUAAAACUUAAAAUACAUCAAAGACAUCACACACGAGAGAAACCAUAUGGCUGUGCUCAAUGUGGGAAGAGUUUUACUACAUCUAGCUAUCUAAAUAUACACCAGAGAAUACACACAGGAGAGAAACCUUAUAGCUGUGGUCAUUGUGGGAAGAGUUUUACUACAUCUAGCAAUCUGACAUUACACCAGAGAACACACACAGGAGAGAAAUCUUAUAGCUGUGAUCAAUGUGGGAAGAGUUUUACUACAUCUAGCUAUCUAAAUAUACACCAGAGAAUACACACAGGAGAGAAACCUUAUAGCUGUGGUCAAUGUGGGAAGAGUUUUACUACAUCUAGCUAUCUAAAUACACACCAGAGAAUACACACAGGAGAGAAACCUUAUAGCUGUGAUCAAUGUGGGAAGAGUUUUAGUCGAUCUGGCUAUCUAACUAAACACCAUAGAACACACACAGGAGAGAAACCUUAUAGCUGUAGUCAAUGUGGGAAGAGUUUUAGUCGAUCUGACUAUCUAACUAUACACCAUAGAACACACACAGGAGAGAAAAGAUAUAGCUGUGAUCAAUGUGGGAAGAGUUUUAGUCGAUCUGGCUAUCUAACUAUACACCAUAGAACACACACAGGAGAGAAACCAUAUAGCUGUGGUCAAUGUGGGAAGAGUUUUUCCACUUCUAGAAAUCUAACUAUACACCAUAGAACACACACAGGAGAGAAACCUUAUAGCUGUGGUCAAUGUGGGAAGAGUUUUUCUUCUUCUGGCUAUCUAACUAUACACCAUAGAACACACACAGGAGAGAAUCCGCGCUGUGAUCAAUGUGGGAAGAGUUUUUCUUCUUCUUGCUAUCUAACUAUACACCAGAGAACACACACAGGAGAGAAAUCUUAUAGCUGUGGUCAAUGCGGGAAGAGUUUUAGUCAAUCUGGCCAUCUGACAGUUCACCAGAGAACACACACAGGAGAGAAAACGUAUAGCUGUGGUCAAUUUGGGAAGAGUUUUUCUUCUUCUGGCUAUCUAACUAUACACCAGAGAACACACACAGGAGAGAAAUCUUAUAGCUGUGGUCAAUGUGGGAAGAGUUUUAGUCAAUCUGGAGAUCUGACAGUGCACCAGAGAACACACACAGAAGAGAUUCUGCGCUGUGAUCAAUGUGGGAAGAGUUUUUCUACUUUUAGACAUCUAACUAUACACCAGAGAACACACACAGGAGAGAAACCUCUUAGCUGUGACCAGAGAUAAUCUGAUAAAAGAUCUCUGAUCAAAUAUCAGAAAAUGUGUAUAUGAAGGAGUUGUUUCAUGAUAUCAAUGAAUUAAUGUCACAAUGUAGAAUGUUUUAACAUUGUAGUAGGAGUGUUUUAAUGUCUCAAUGUAGAAUGUUUCAAUAUAUAGUAUAUUAAUAUACUCUGCAGUCAGUCAGUCAGUCAGAAUGUCACAAUGUAGAACCCUAAACGUUUGCCCCCUUAUAAAUUGGUUUCAACAUGAUAUGGAUAUUAGGCUCAUUGGGGGAAAUCCAGGCUCUGAAUUAAAAGAGUAUUAUUUAUGCGAUUUAACACAAAGUGACUAACAAAAAAAGAGUUGUCCUCUAACCAGUGAUGUACACAUUAUUUCCAGAAUCAACUUAUUUCAACAUGAUAUCGAUGAGUUAUGACAAAUAAGUGUUGUGUUCCUUUGUUUAGCUACCCCUAAAUUUAAAUGCAUCACUCCAAUAUGUAGCUGACUGUCUUCUGCAGGUUGUCCUCUAACCAGUGAGCUAAAAGAUAUCUCCCAUUUCCAUGUUUUUCUUUUGUUGUUAGUUUCAACAGCACGUACAACCUGAUUUCCCCCCUAAUCGAUAUCAGUGAUUUAUUGCUACUUGUCAAAACAACAGCGUUUCUGGUGCUUGUGCAGUUUAUAAGGAGAUUGUUUUAACAAAAGACAAUUAUUGUGGCAGAUGUUUGUGUAUAUACCACAUGUUAGGUUUUCAAUUUAUCCCAAACUGUUUCUGCAUAUUGGUUAUUGAUUUGGACACGUUAAAACUG